AUGUCCACUCUUCGUGCAUCGAGGUCCGUAAGGCCAGCAUCGACAUGGCUGAGGAACCAAGCAUUCGUAUCUACACGCCUGACUCUACACGCUGCACGAUCAUUCGCGUCCACAGCAUAUAGUCUCGAUAGUAAGAAUAAGAGGGUACAAUCGGUGUCGCCAUUAGGCCCACUGGGUGUAGAAGCCGCGCUGAAAGCAGCAAAUGACCCAUCUUUCAAACCGCGUCCGACGAUUCAGAAGGAAUUCGACUUGACAGGACGUGUUGCAGUUGUGUCGGGUGGGAACCGCAAUUUGGGGCUCGAGAUGGCUGAAACGCUCGCCGAGCAAGGUGCUGCUGUUUAUUGUCUCGACCUACCUACUCAACCAGGAGAAGAAUGGAUCGCGACGCGGGAUUAUGUGAAAAAGAUGAAUAUCAAGGGUGCGAAACUCGAAUAUGCUAGUGUGGACGUGACGGAUCAAAAGGCUGUAUGGGAUGCUGUUGCGAAGAUUGGGGAUAAGGAGAAAAGGAUGGACGCGUGUGUCGCUGCUGCGGGUAUCUUUCAGGAAUUCGACUGCCUUGAGUACCCUGCUGAGGAGUUCCAGAAAGUUAUGAACGUAAACGUGAAUGGUGUUCUGUAUACUGCACAAGCGGUGGGACGCCAGAUGGUACGCUUUGGUACACCGGGCAGUAUCAUCCUUAUUGCUUCUAUGAGUGGGAGCAUCACUAACAUGGGCCAUGCGUGGGUAGCAUACAAUACGAGCAAGUCGGCGGUCAUUCAGAUGGGACGUAGUUUGGCCUGUGAGCUAGGCCCGAAGAAAAUUAGGGUCAAUACAUUGUCGCCUGGACAUAUGUAUACGAAUUUGAUGGCGGCGUACCUUGACAAGUAUCCGGAACUGUUUGAAAAAUGGUCGAACUUGAAUCCUUUGGGUCGCUUCGGGAGACCGGAUGAGUUGCGUGGAGUCGUAGCUUGGCUUGCAUCGGACGCUUCUACGUUCUGUACUGGUAGCGACAUACUCGUUAGUGGUGGUCACCACUCGUGGUAG
Molecule: messenger RNA, 1023 nt
Organism: Fomitiporia mediterranea MF3/22
Lineage: Eukaryota; Fungi; Basidiomycota; Agaricomycetes; Hymenochaetales; Hymenochaetaceae
Product: NAD-binding protein
Exons: 5
Coding region: 1-1023 (340 amino acids)
Cellular component (GO): intracellular anatomical structure
Molecular function (GO): oxidoreductase activity, acting on NAD(P)H, oxygen as acceptor
Source: RefSeq, a predicted model, not a curated record